This is a messenger RNA of Frankliniella occidentalis (western flower thrips), 3285 nucleotides long. RefSeq lists its product as uncharacterized. Bases 1 to 3285 code for a protein of 1094 amino acids. Gene Ontology annotation, biological process: heme biosynthetic process; DNA integration. The record is from RefSeq and is a predicted model, not a curated record. Lineage: Eukaryota; Metazoa; Arthropoda; Insecta; Thysanoptera; Thripidae. Gene Ontology annotation, molecular function: nucleic acid binding; protoporphyrin ferrochelatase activity. The transcript has a single exon.
AUGUGGGCGGAGUAUAUUGAGUUUGAAUUUGGUCGUGUUCAAAUUAAAUUGGACACUGGUGCAGAGGUUAAUGUGAUGCCAAAAUGUUUGUUAGAUAAAUUAAUUGGGAAAAACUACAAACUCAAACCAACCCCCAUCAUCUUAGAAGUGUAUAGUGGUGCACGACUGAGACCACUUGGUUCUAUAACUUUUGAUAACUGUACCCUAAACGGUAUUUCAAUUGCAUUAGAUUUCAUUGUUGCUGAAGUAGAGUCUGUGCCUCUCUUGAGCUUAGAGGCUUGUGAACAAUACAAUCUCAUAAAUCGUGUAAUCAAUAAGUCAAGUAAGCCAACUUCCAAUGUUUUUCAAGUGUCAAUUAAUGCCUGUGAAACAGCAAUGUUAACUUAUCCUAAUCAGAGUAAACAACCUUAUGCUAAGUUCAAUCAAUCACCUAAAGUAACUUCUACAGAGGAAUCUCUUGAAAAUGAUAGUGCUUUUAAGCAAAUAAUCCUUGAUAAUCCAGAUGUGUUCUCUAAAGAUCCAGGCUGUUUCCCAAACUUGUAUUCUAUAGAAGUAGAUCCCUCUAAAAAGCCUGUAGCAAUCCCAUCUAGAAGGGUUCCUCUCACCAUUAAGGAUAGGUAUCAAUCUUAUUUGCAAAAACUUUGUUCUCAAGAAAUAAUUAAGAAGUGUUCAAAUCCUAGAGGAUACAUUAGUCCUAUUGUCAUUGUAGAGAAGCCAGAUAGUUCACUUCGUAUUUGUUUGGAUCCAAAGCACUUAAAUGAGGCUCUUUGUCGACCUUUCUAUCAAAUUCCAUCCAUUGAGGAUAUUAGUGCAUUGCUAACUAAUAAAAAAUAUUUCACUGUGCUUGACCUCACUACAGGAUUCUGGCACUGUAAGUUAACUGAUAGCUCUAGUGAACUUUGCAAAUUUUCCACCCCAUUCGGAAUCUACCAAUUUCUCAGAUUACCGUUUGGUCUAAGUGUGUCUCCUGAAAUAUUUCAACAAGCUGUAAAUGAUGUGUUUGGUAGUAUUGAUGGUAUUGUAAUGUAUUUUGAUGACUUGCUAAUUGUUGCUGAUUCUGAAGAGAAGCAUGAUCUAAUAUUUCAAGCAGUAAUUCAAAGGGCCAGAGAAAAUAAUGUUCACUUCAAUCCUGAUAAAAUUCAGUAUAAGAAAACAUCAGUUAAAUUCCUAGGUCACAUAUUUUCUCAAUGGGGCAAAUCAGUAGACCCAGAUAGGAUAGAAGCAAUCAAAAAGCUUAAAAAUCCAACUAAUAUUAAAGAAUUGCAAAGACUCUUAGGAAUUGUAAAUCAUUUAAGGGAAUUUGUGCCCAACUUGGCUGAUGACACAGCCUGUCUAACUCAACUAAUGAAAAAGAAUGUUCAUUUUGAAUGGCUUCCAUUCCACUCAGAUGCCUUAGAUAGUAUUAAAGAUAAAAUUUGUCUAAAUAUAUCUCUGGUAGUGUUUGAUCCCAAGAAAUCCAUAGAAAUCCAGUGCGAUUCUUCGCAAAAUGGAAUUGGGACAUGCCUUAUGCAAAAUGGUAGACCUGUAUCAUUUGCCUCUAGGAGUCUAACUCAGUCAGAACGUAACUAUGCCCAAAUAGAAAAAGAGCUGUUAGCCAUAGUCUAUUCUGUGCAAAAAUUUCACUAUUAUCUGUAUGGUCAAAAAUCAAUUGUUGUGUACUCUGAUCAUAAACCACUCAUUCCUAUAUUUAAGCAACCUCUCUCUGAGGUCUCAUCAAAGAGGCUGGCACGGCUACUUUUGAAAACACUUGCUUAUGACUUGAAGGUACAGCAUGUACCCGGUAAAUUAAUGCAUAUAGCCGAUGCCCUAUCAAGGGAUUUUUUGCCCUGCCAGCCGAAUGAUGAGGUACUCAUGACCCAAGUGCAUAGUGUGUCAUCUGUAAUUGUAACAAAUGUAGAAAAACAAUAUGCUAAAGAAACGUUGAGUGAUGAAACUCUCCAACAAGUUAUUGAUUUUUAUAAUAAUGGAUGGCCAAAUAAUUCUAGAUCUUUAAAUAACAACUUAAAGAAAUACUUUGCAAUCAGAAAUGAAUUAACAGUUGAAGAUAACUUAGUCUAUUUCAAAAAUAGGUUAGUCAUUCCAAAUAGUCUACAACAUUCUACCUUGAUUCAGUUGCAUUCUGGACAUCAAAAAAUUGUUAAAUCUAAAGCCUUAGCUCAACAAACUGUUUUCUGGCCAGGUAUUAAUUUAGACUUAGAAGCAUUUGUUGCUAAAUGUUCUGUUUGUGCUGAAGUUGCACCAUCCCAGAAAAAGUUAAACAUGAUUCAACAUGAUAUCCCUGAUUUACCCUGGUGGCAAAUCGCAGUGGAUAUCCUUGAAUAUAAAGGCCUUUUCUAUCUUGUUGUCAUAGAUUAUUACAGUAAAUGGAUUGAUGCUAUUCUGAUGAAAGAUAAAACUGCUCAUACUGUUGUAGAUAUACUAAGUUUCUUGUUUUCUGUUCAUGGUGUUCCAAAAGUAUUAUUUGCUGAUAAUAACCCAUUUAAAUCCUAUGUUUGUACUGAAUUUGCUGAGCAACAGAACUUUACUAUUGUGACAUGUAGCCCUCAUUUUCACCAAUCAAAUGGGCUGGCUGAAAGAGCCGUUGGUAUUGUAAAAUCAUUUUUGAAAAAAUGUUUUAGAGACCCCAAAGCAACAUUGCAAAAUUGUUUGUUACAAUAUAGAAUAACUCCUAUUGCUGGGUUGGGGGCCUCACCAGCUCAACUACUUAUGAGUAGGCAAUUAAGAUCGUCACUGCCAAUUCAUGUUAGUAAAUUAAAACCUGCUGUAAUUCCUAAUGUCAAAACUUUGCUAACUCAAAAAUCUAAUUUAACUAAACAGCAUUAUGAUAAAACAGCUAAUAGUAAAGAAUGUACUUUCAGUCCAUCUGAUUAUGUCUUCAUGCAAAACCCCUUCACAAAGGAGUGGGAACCUGGAAUUAUAGUAGAAAAGUGUGAUGAGCCCAGAUCAUAUUUUGUGAAAAAUAGUGGGACCUCUCGGGUGGUGAGGAGAAAUGUAAAAUUCUUAAAACCUAAUCCUUCUAGUCAACUAAAACCUUACUGUACACCUGUUUAUAUGUUACCAGCUGCUUCAAAUAAUGUUCCAGUUAAUCAAAUUCCUAUUGUUAAUGAUAAUGAAAUCCCUCAAAAUAAUGCAGACCCAAAUUUGAAUCAAAAUGUACUUAAUCUCAAUGAUAUUGAUGAUAAUUUAGAGCGGUGGAGGGAACAAAUAAGAAAUAGAAUGGAAAAUGUACCUGUUAAUCGGACCAGGACUCGUGUCAUUAAAAAACCUGAUCGCCUAAAUUUGUGA